UUAACAAAACGUGUCCAAUAGCUGGCAAAACCAACAUAAACCAUAACAAAAACAAAACUAUAAAAAGGGGGAUAGGCCUGUCAUGCAGCGCCUGUUGCCUGAAUGCUUCACCCUCGGUCACUCGCGCGCAGCAUGCUUCGUUUGUGAUAAUGGUAUAAACUUGCACUACAAAGAAAAUAUCAUCCGUGUAACCGUUGACAUCCCAGGACUCAAGACUAUGAGGGCAGGAUUCUCUGGGAGAAAACCUGAUGAGAGAAGCGUGAAGCUUGAUGUCCGUUUUUCUGAUGAACGAGUAGAGGUGCAGGCCAAGAUCCUGACUGGGACGAGUGCAGGGUCGGAGUACUAUGUUGCUUUGGACAAGGAUGACUUGAACGUUUAUCGCAUCAUGCCGGAACCAAAAAACCCUUACAAAGUCCGGGACAAUUUAGUCGAACUUUUUAUCAAGAAACGUUGAGGGGCGAUUCCUGCUUUCGAUUGGAGGACACUGUUUUGCCUUUUAUAUCAUUGUCAUUGAGAUGACCAGCCUAUUUAUUAUGUUCAUAUCAUUUUAUUUUAUCAAUGAAGGACUGUUUUAGGAGUGCAAUGAAUAUAGACUUUUGAGCUGUUUUAUUGAUUGCUACUUAAUUUUAUUUGAGAUGUAUUGCAACUGUGGUUGUCAACAUUGAUUACUUGUAUAUUUACUACUUUUGUCUGAGAUAAUCACGCAACCCAUUUUGGUACUGUAUUUUUUUGUGUAAUACUUUUCUACAGACUUCUUAAAGUAUCACUAAUGUCGGAACAUGGGGCAUCAUUUCUUGUAAUCUCCCUCUACUACGGGUAAUCUCACAACUUAAAACUGUGAUAUCAUGAUUGGAUAUAUGUGGUCAGGUUGUCCAUAACAGAAGUAAUCUUUUGCUUGAAGUGUUUACGUAACAAAUCUCAUAUCAUUUACUCAUUUACUUUUUCAUACGGCCUUUUUGCUUUGAAAACUGAUUUAUUUUGGCUCGGUCGCCACCCUAGAGUUAUUUUCUAAGCGAGUUGAAUUUCAAACCGCGAUCACGUUUACAGGACGGGACAUGUAUUGUUAUCUUGUAUGAGAAUGGAAUCUCCGUUGGUCUCAUAUUGUCUUCCAAUGUCUGCCAAGUUGUAUGUGAAAAACAGGUUUCCAAACAUUUCUGUGGCAGGUUUGGGCGUGUAUGAGUCUACAGCCCAUUUGCUUGGGUAAUUCCGUGGUGAAGUAUGUGUAUAUGCACUUGUUAUUUUGAUAGAUAUCAGGAUAUAACUUGUCUUCAUGAAUCCGCACGCACAUAGGUUGGCAAAGAAAAGGAAAGUUUGCCAAAGAGAGUGUUGUUACCUGUUGUAAUGUGGUUUGCCACAACAAGACUAUGAAGUGGGUGGAGUAAGCUGGUACAUUAUAAGGUUAAGAUAUGCAAUUUUAGUUGCCUAGAAAUGAUACUCUACAUGUUUAGUAUAAUCUUACAAAAUCAGAGUGUUGGCUCAUCUCCCUGUUGGGGCACUGGUGCCUCUUUCUAGUGCAUGUUGUAGAACCCGGUGAACGUAGCAUAUUUUUCAUUUCUUCAUAAUAUGAACUCUUAGUUAGAUUAGAAAAGUAACCAUAGGAUGUCAGUGAGGACUACGAAUGAAAACAUUUCAACACGAAUGAUGAUUUUAGUCGGAGCUUACAAUCUGCUAAAGAAAUAUCAGUUGAUAUCAUAGCCCUGUUGGUAUCUAAAAUUCUUACAACAGAAUUAACAUUACAAUUUAUGUUAUCUUCCUUCUUGUAAAUGCAUAUCAUGUGAUCAU
Molecule: messenger RNA, 1782 nt
Organism: Lineus longissimus
Lineage: Eukaryota; Metazoa; Nemertea; Pilidiophora; Heteronemertea; Lineidae
Exons: 4
Coding region: 83-454 (123 amino acids)
Source: RefSeq, a predicted model, not a curated record